Messenger RNA from Blumeria graminis f. sp. triticale, 87 nucleotides. The record is from the annotation of a GenBank genome assembly. Lineage: Eukaryota; Fungi; Ascomycota; Leotiomycetes; Helotiales; Erysiphaceae.
AUGACGAGCACGAUUUCCAAACGACACCCAAGAGAUCCGGCAGAGCAAAGAAAGGAGAGGCAGAGAUUCAGGAACUGCAGGAAAUAG